This is a messenger RNA of Macrobrachium nipponense, 1057 nucleotides long. RefSeq names its product carbohydrate sulfotransferase 10-like. Gene Ontology annotation, biological process: carbohydrate biosynthetic process. The coding region runs from base 137 to 829 and encodes 230 amino acids. Gene Ontology annotation, cellular component: membrane. The transcript is spliced from 4 exons. The record is from RefSeq and is a predicted model, not a curated record. Lineage: Eukaryota; Metazoa; Arthropoda; Malacostraca; Decapoda; Palaemonidae. Gene Ontology annotation, molecular function: sulfotransferase activity.
GUCUACCACUUGGGUGAAGAACUUGCUACUGCUGGCAGGCGAAAAAGUGCUCAACAAGAGCUUCCACGGGCGGGUGCGAGAGCUGUACCCGCGGCCGGACAAUAAGGAGGAGGAAAAACAAGUUCUAGACUCAUCCAUGAAAAUGAUCAUUGUCAGGCAUCCGCUGGACCGAUUGCUGUCAGCAUACCGGGACAAAAUGCUUCGAGUGAAACAAGCCUGUGACCCAUACAUCAAGUUGCAAAAGGACAUCAUAGAGAAAUACGAAGACCCCAACGGAGACCCAUUGCCGAAAUCCACAGUCCUCAUGCACGUAGGCUUAGAUGGUACCCAGUGCCUGAACGAGGCCCUGGGACUAAACCUGACGGUGCCUUACGGUGCCAGGAACCCCUUGCUUGAAGUCCAGCCCACCAACAUGACGUUUAACCACCCGACUUUCUCGCAGUUUCUCCUGAAAGUCAGGGAUGACAUUGCGCGGUUUUGGGAUACAAAGGGCAAUUCCGGGCUGAACUUUCACUGGCGGCCAUAUUGGAUCACGUGUGGCCCCUGUAAGCUGAACUAUGACGUCAUCGCUCAUGUUGAGACCCUUGGCCCUGAUCAAGAGUUCGUCAUCCGGGAACUUGGUCUUCAAAAUAUUUUAUAUAACACCCGCGCACAUGCUUCCAAUUUCGACAGCUACAACGAUACCAGCAACGCCUUGGCCCACUAUUACCGGCAAGUCCCCAGAAAGGUUCUACGGCAAAUCGUCAAGUAUUACAAACCGGACUUCGAGAUCUUUGGUUACGAUCAUAAGUCGUUCUUCCUACUUGCAGAGGGAAAGACAAACCAGUGAUUAUAGUCAGAGGUGUGUGUUAGUGUCCUCUCUCUCUCUUUCUAAAGUUGUGCAUUGGUCUAUGCAGGAUUGUGUGGGUCCUGGGUCUAUGAAACGCUUUUGCUAUAGUAGCUUCACAUCAACCGUGCAUUUGAUGUCUAGGCCAGUCCCUUACGACGCUCCUGAUUGGCUGUUGAUAAGCCAAUCACAGGGCUGGAAACUCUCAAAUCUCUCGAGAGAGUUCACAUA